GCUCUAUGCGCCUCUGCGGGCGCCGCGGGCCCUGGCCAUGGCGAUAGACCGGCGGCGCGAGGCGGCGGGUAGCGGUGCCGGACGGCAGUCGGCCCCGGCCGAGGAGAACGGCUCCCUGCCGCCCGGGGACGCAGCGGCCUCGGCGCCCCUCGGGGGACGCGCGGGCUCCAGCGGCAGCGCGGAGAUCCAGCCGCUGCCUGCGCUGCACCCAAGCGGCGGCCCGCACUCGAGCUGCUGCGCGGCGGCAGCCGCCCCGAGCCUCCUGUUGCUGGACUACGAUGGCUCGGUGCUGCCUUUCCUCGGGGGCCUGGGCGGCGGCUACCAGAAGACCCUGGUGGUGCUCACCUGGAUCCCGGCGCUGUUCAUCGGCUUCAGCCAGUUCUCGGACUCCUUCCUCUUGGACCAGCCCAACUUCUGGUGCCGCGGGGCCGGCAAAGGCACUGAGCUGACGGGUGCCACUGUCACCGGUCGGUGGGGCGACAUGGGCAACUGGACCAGCCCCCCAGCCACCCACUUCUCCACUGCUGCCUGGGGCACCGCGAGCAACCGAAGCAACAGUAGCGACACGCCACCCCUACCGUCCCCUCCGGGCAAGGGGAAUAACGACUCAAAUUGCGACUGCCACGUUUGGGACUAUGGCAUCCGCACUGGCCUGGUCCAGAACGUGGUCAGCAAGUGGGAUCUUGUGUGUGAUAAUGCCUGGAAGGUCCAUAUCGCUAAAUUCUCCUUGCUGGUUGGAUUAAUCUUUGGCUACCUAAUAACUGGAUGCAUAGCUGACUGGGUUGGUCGGCGGCCUGUGCUGCUGUUUUCCAUCAUCUUCAUUCUGAUCUUUGGACUGACGGUGGCACUGUCAGUGAAUGUGACAAUGUUCAGCACACUCAGGUUCUUUGAAGGAUUUUGCCUGGCCGGAGUCAUCCUCACCUUGUAUGCAUUACGAAUAGAGCUGUGCCCUCCAGGAAAACGGUUCAUGAUUACCAUGGUGGCAAGCUUCGUGGCCAUGGCAGGCCAGUUCCUCAUGCCGGGGCUGGCAGCUCUAUGCCGGGACUGGCAGGUGCUCCAGGCCCUCAUCAUCUGUCCCUUCCUGCUCAUGCUGCUCUACUGGUCGAUAUUUCCUGAGUCUCUCCGAUGGCUAAUGGCCACCCAGCAGUUUGAAGCAGCAAAGAAGCUGAUCCUCUACAUCACACAGAAGAACAAUGUGAGCCCUGAGAGUGACAUCAAGGGGGUGAUGCCAGAGCUAGAGAAAGAACUGUCUCGGAGGCCCAAAAAGGUGUGCAUCGUGAAGGUGGUGGGAACGCGGAACCUGUGGAAAAAUAUCGUGGUUCUAUGUGUGAACUCGCUGACAGGGUACGGAAUCCACCACUGCUUUGCAAGAAGCAUGAUGGGCCACGAGGUGAAGGUGCCGCUCCUGGAGAACUUCUACGCUGACUACUACACCAUGGCCAGCAUCGCACUGGCAUCCUGCCUGGCCAUGUGUGUGGUAGUCAGGUUCCUCGGGCGCAGGGGAGGGCUGCUGCUCUUCAUGAUCCUUACUGCCCUGGCCUCACUUCUGCAGCUCGGGCUCCUCAACUUGAUCGGCAAAUACAGCCAGCAUCCAGACUCAGAAUUGCAGCUGAAGUUGGCCGUAGGGAUGAGUGACAGCGUCAAGGACAAGUUCUCCAUCGCAUUUUCGAUUGUGGGCAUGUUUGCAUCUCAUGCCGUGGGGAGCCUCAGCGUAUUCUUCUGUGCAGAGAUCACCCCCACAGUGAUAAGGUGUGGCGGGCUGGGGCUGGUGCUGGCCAGUGCAGGCUUCGGUAUGCUGACAGCACCCAUUAUUGAGCUGCACAACCAGAAAGGCUACUUCCUGCACCACAUCAUCUUCGCCUGCUGCACGCUCAUCUGCAUCAUUUGCAUCCUCCUGUUGCCCGAGAGCAGGGACCAGAACCUGCCCGAGAACAUCGCCAACGGGGAACACUACACGAGGCAGCCAUUGCUGCCACACAAGAAGGGUGAGCAGCCACUGCUGCUCACCAACGCGGAGCUCAAGGACUACUCGGGCUUGCACGACGUGGCUGCAGUGGGUGAUGGGCUGUCAGAGGGGGCCACUGCCAAUGGCAUGAAGUCCAUGUAGCUUGCUGGGCCACACCACCAUUCCACCAGUCCCCUGGGGCUUGAAGGGCUGGGGAGAGUUUGCACACAGAUUUGUAGACCAGAGAGAAGAUACAUACCUGUGGGAGGAAGUCCAACUCUGCUGCUGACUCCACUCAAUCGUGAGACUUACUACUGGUGUGGGGAAUUCUGUCUUUCCAGACAUCCAAGGAACAGAUCUGAGAAAUCAGGGUGUUUGGGAAAUAACCCUUUGAAGACUUUUCUUUUCUGCCAUUAAAUGUUUGUAUUUAUUUUGGUCA
Molecule: messenger RNA, 2384 nt
Organism: Phodopus roborovskii (desert hamster)
Lineage: Eukaryota; Metazoa; Chordata; Mammalia; Rodentia; Cricetidae
Gene: Slc22a23
Product: solute carrier family 22 member 23
Exons: 11
Coding region: 38-2107 (689 amino acids)
Biological process (GO): transmembrane transport
Cellular component (GO): membrane
Molecular function (GO): transmembrane transporter activity
Source: RefSeq, a predicted model, not a curated record